This is a messenger RNA of Fraxinus pennsylvanica, 1431 nucleotides long. NCBI's taxonomy places the organism in Eukaryota, Viridiplantae, Streptophyta, Magnoliopsida, Lamiales, Oleaceae. The record is from the annotation of a GenBank genome assembly.
AUGGAUACGGAGCAAACCUUGCAAAUAUUUUCUCCACGGAGUUCAAAAUUGAGACGGUUGAUGGGAGGAGGUAGAGGAAGUACAAGCAGGUCUCACAUCGUGUUUCUUUCAGUUGGAUUUUACUUAAUCGAUAACUCUUUUUGGGUUAAGAACCCGGAAUCUAUUGUGGAUCAUAUGUAUCGGAUGGGGUUAAUGGCUUUAAUCUGUACUGACAUUCCUGAGAUUAAUCGAGACAAAUGCAUAAAAAUGGCUAUUGUUCAUGAUAUUGCAGAAGCUAUUGUUGGGGACAUCACUCCUUCUGAUGGGAUUCGAAAGCAUGAAAAAAAUCGACGAGAGCGUGAAGCACUCGAGCACAUGUGUAAAUUACUUGGUGGAGGGCCACGGGCAAAGGAGAUAGAUGAUUUAUGGAUGGAAUAUGAAGAGAAUUCUACUCCAGAAGCUAAGAUUGUGAAAGAUUUUGACAAGAUAGAGAUGAUACUUCAAGCUUUGGAAUAUGAAAAUGAGAAGGAGCUUAGAUCUGAUCCUGCAUAUUUAUCUUACUAUUACUCAAAUGUCAAUCUGAACCCAAGGCUGCCACUGCCUCUGUUGUCCAAGGAGGAUUGGCAGUUUGCACAGAGGUUACAAGGAGGGAAUUCGACCAUUGGGGAUAGGAGGAAGGUGAAUAGGAUUGAUACUGAUGGUGUUGGGAGAUCCAUGUUUUCGAUGCCACCUGGAUUCAAUUCUAAGAACCAAGAGAGUGAGAUUGAGAUGGAUAACGUGCAGGGUUUUGGAGAAUGGGGUGUUGAUGGAUUGAUUGGCAGAUACUGGAACAAGCAGUUAACUGUGGCUAAGGAAGCUCAACGUGUAGAUAUCAUGUGUUAUAAAAUAUUCUUGAGUUAUAGGUUGCUGGAUGGAACUUCCAGAUUUGAAGAACUCCAUGAAUUUAUUAAAGAAGCGAAAGCCAAGUUAGAAAUUUGUAGAAAACGCAAGAACGAACAUUGUUCUCUACCAGUUAAUAAGCCCUUUACUAGGUUGCAAUCUAAGGCAAGUGACAACUUGGCACCAUCUGUAAAGGUGUCUGUUGCAGACAUGUCCAAGUCCAACAACCGCCUUGAACACAUGGAAACUGAUUUAUGGAUGGAAUAUGAAGAGAAUUCUACUCCAGAAGCUAAGAUUGUUAAAGAUUUUGACAAGAAGGAGCUUAGGUCUGAUCCUGCAUAUUUAUCUUACUAUUACUCAAAUGUCAAUCUGAACCCAAGGCUGCCGCCGCCUCUGUUGUCCAAGGAGGAUUGGCAGUUUGCACAGAGGUUACAAGGAGGGAAUUCGACCAUUGGGGAUAGGAGAAAGGUGAAUAGGAUUGAUACUGAUGGUGUUGGGAGAUCCAUGUUUUCGAUGCCACCUGGAUUCAAUUCUAAGAACCAAGAGAGUGAGACUGAGAUGGAUAACGUGUAG